Messenger RNA from Alligator mississippiensis (American alligator), 9142 nucleotides. It is a transcript of the gene KREMEN1, whose product is annotated as kringle containing transmembrane protein 1. The transcript has 9 exons. Gene Ontology annotation, biological process: multicellular organism development; Wnt signaling pathway. Bases 35 to 1405 code for a protein of 456 amino acids. The record is from RefSeq and is a predicted model, not a curated record. Lineage: Eukaryota; Metazoa; Chordata; Crocodylia; Alligatoridae. Gene Ontology annotation, cellular component: plasma membrane.
CAGCGGCGGAGCGGCGGCCGCGCUGUCCGCGCCCAUGGAGCCGCCGGCCCGGACCCGGACCCGGACCCGGGCGCUGGCGCUGGCGCUGUCGGGGCUGGCGGCCGCCCUGUGCCUGGAGCCCGCGCAGCCCGAAUGCUAUACAGCCAAUGGGGCGGACUAUCGGGGCACGCAGAACCAAACCUCCCUACAUGCAGGGAAGCCUUGUCUCUUUUGGAAUGAGACCUUCCAGCACCCUUACAAUACCCUGAAAUACCCCAAUGGAGAAGGAGGGCUUGGGGAGCACAAUUACUGCAGGAACCCUGAUGGAGAUGUCAGCCCAUGGUGCUACAUUGCAGAGCAUGAGGACGGAGUGUACUGGAAAUACUGCGAGAUUCCAUCCUGCAGAAUGCCCGGAAAUCUUGGCUGUUACAAGGACCAUGGCAACCCACCUCCUCUGACUGGCACCAGCGAGACCUCCAAUAAGCUCACCAUCCAAACCUGCAUCAGCUUCUGCCGGAGUCAGCAGUUCAAGUUCGCAGGCAUGGAGUCCGGCUAUGCCUGCUUCUGCGGGAGUAAUCCCGACUACUGGCGCUACGGGGAGGCUGUCAGCACAGAGUGCAACAGCGUCUGCUUUGGGGACCACACGCAGCCCUGUGGCGGCGACGGCAGAGUCAUCCUCUUUGACACACUUAUUGGUGCCUGUGGAGGGAACUACACUGCUCCGACAUCAGUGAUCUAUUCCCCAGAUUUCCCCGACGUGUACGGCACAGGCAGGGUCUGCUACUGGACCAUACAAGUUCCAGGGGCAUCUCAGAUCCAUUUCAGCUUCGCUCUCUUUGACAUCAAGGACUCAGCAGACAUGGUGGAGGUGCUGGAUGGCUACACGUACCAUGUGCUGGCCCGCUUUGACAGCAGGAACCAGCCUCCCCUUUCUUUCAACGUCUCUUUGGACUCUGUCAUUCUGUAUUUCUUCUCAGACCAGAUAAAUCAGGCCCAGGGAUUUGCUGUCAGGUACACAGCGACCAAGGAGACGGUACAGCAGGACAAAGCCCCUGUCAACCUGACCCUCACCGAGGUGAUAACUGAACAAGCAAAUCUAAGUAUCAGUGCAGUGCGGUCUUCAAAAAUACUUUAUGUCAUCACGACCAGCCCAAGUCACGCCCCUGGCACCAUGCCUGAGUGGACAGUCUAUGGCCUUACAGCACUGCUCAUCUUGAGCGUCACUGCCAUACUGGCCAAGAUACUUCUGCACAUCACAAUGAAGUCUCACCAAGUGCCCUCUGCAGCUGGGAGAGAAGAUUCCUACCGGGCAACCCGUGCAAGCGAGAUCUGGAGUAUUUUUUAUGAGCCGUCCACAUCAAUCUCCAUCUUCAAGAAAAAACUUAAGUAUCAGCAAGAUGAUUGCAACCCCCUUGUGGAAGACUAAGUGCCAGUCGCUUCACGGGGCACGACGUUCUGCAACUCAAGGGACCUGGCGCUAAUUCUUUCCUCCCAGUCUGAGUCUUGUCUCCCAAGAUCUGCUCCUCCAUGGGCUUCGACUGGCCUUCCUUUCCUGUAGUUCUCCAAUGCACACCAGACACAGCAGAGCCAGCGGCUGUAACCAUUUGGAAGAAUCUGGUGCUUGCCAGAUCUCUCAUCCUGCUUAGUACUGCCAUUAAACUGGCGCACUUGAAACAGAAAUGAUCUCUCUAAAAUGGCAAUUCCCUGCACACCUGCAAAACAAGGGAAACGUGGAACCCGUGGAGAUCAACGCUCUGGGUCUGCUGGCACUGCCUUAGGCCCUCUGAGACUCCAAGCUGAGCCCAGGCAGAGAUGCCACUAUCAGUUCAGCUCCUGCCGCAACAGGUGGUGAACUGGCUCUUGCUGUAAAUAUUUCUAGCUGGCAGUGGACAGAGGUGAGCGAGUCAAAGACUUUGGAAAGGUAUCUGCCUGGUAGCCAGGGCUGUGCUAUUUAUGGCUGGCCUCUUUUCAGAAGCACAAAUAUAGCAAACCAAUCACACCUCAAAGGUGAAGUUAAGAAGAAAACACUCGAAGGCUCAGCUGCAAGCAGUAAUUUCCUGGGGUGGUGCCAUUGGACCAGACUCUGCAAGAGACAGAAAGAGCUUAAAAUGUGCGUGCCUGAGCGACUGCGCCCAGUGACUGCCUUUGAAAGGGGCACUGAGAGCAGCAAGGACACUGCCACAGCAGCCUUCUGCCACCCUGAUGCCCCGUCCCUUCCCGAUGUGACCACUGCGCUGCCUACCAAGGACUGAAAAUCAAGCUGGCAAUCCAGUAAACCUCAGAUGGUGAAGACAGCAAUCAAGAAUCCUCACAGCAAACGUUGGAGAUCUAAUCUACCCCAUUAGCAAAGGGUCAGGGCACUACAAGGGAUCCAUGGUAGCUGGCAAAUUACUGCUGGGUAUGUCAUUGUUCCUUCUCUUCACCAGUAAAGACAAUGAUAGAAGCAAAGCAAUAGCUCUGUGCCCAAGUCUGCCAGUUAGAAGCAGUCAAACAUGCCAUGUCUCUGAAGCACUCAGCAAGACCCAUUUAAUCCUUUUUUAAAGGGGAGGCAAUUGCCAAAAACCUCAUGCAGUCUAGAAGUAGAGUAGAGCGCGAGUAGGAUUAUGUUUUCUGAUGUGUAAUCCACAAGCGUGCGUGUGUGUGUGUGUGUAAGUGUCCUGUAACCACUGGAUCGUUUGCACAUCUGCACAGCCCCUGAACCCAAGUGCCUUAAGCAAACGCAUACAUAUUGGGGCAAGAGAUCUGUAACAAAUGGAUAUCUGUUCCAGCAAGCUGGAGUGUGAGAGUAAACACGGAUGCAUACAUAUGGGUUUGACAGAGAAACCUGCGGUGCUUUAGGGGACCAAAAAGGGACGUGUGCAUCAGCAGAAAAGAAAAAAGCCAAAACACAGAAACACAAACAUUGUCCUCAAGGCACCUGGAAAGAUGUGACAUGCAUAUGUAAUCCCCGUAGACCCCAAACUGGGAUGUGAGAAAGAUGAGAAAGGGCAAGAUCAACCUGGAGCAUAGCAGAUUUGUUUAAGCACACCAGCAAAAUCUGUAAACGAUUAUGUAUGCUUUAGAAACUGUUUGUUGUUUAAAAAUGGAGUCUCUGCAGUGAGAGCAGCUGAAAAAAGAAGCAAUAGUUUCCAUACCUCGGGACUUCAGCCUCCCCAGCAUUCCUGUGCUCGUGUCUAGACAGCAGGCUCAAUGUCUCUGUACAGGAGACUCCUUGAUGCAUCUAGCCCUCGCACCUGUUUCUAUUAUGACCUUAUCAACACCAUAUUUUAAGUGCAUUACAUACUUCCGCAAAACUGUGGGGCCAGGCACAGAAUCGUGGCAGACAAUCCAGAGCCCAGCGCUAAGUCAGGCUGCCCGGGCCGCGCAUUCCAGUCUGCAGAAGAAAGGGAAGUGGCAGAACAGCUGGGCUGUGUCUUCAGCGCGAGGUGGAAGUAUGUAAUGUGAGUAAUCAAAGCAAAGCCAAGACCCACUUGUACAAUAAUGGGGAAGAGAAAUGGAGAAGACCAGCAACAACCAACUCAGGAAAUCUAACCAAACAAAGCACAAUCGAGGCCAAGAAAAGUGACAGCUGCUGCUGUAGGAUUUGGGGCUGAAAGUGGUUUGGGAUAUUAUUCCUAACAAUAUCAAGGCCAAGAGUGCUUUCUCUUCAGUCCCUUUGAUGCAGAGGAUGGGAUUAUACCAGCACAGCUGUCUUCAUACUCUGCAGUAUUGGAGAGACAGCUUUGUUCCAGGAGGCUUUGGAAACAUUAGCACCAGUCUCACUCUCAACAUCCGACUGUUCUGAGCUAUCACAAAAGGUAUUCUCCAACACGGAAAUCAGGGGUGGUGGUGUGGUGUGGCGACACAGAGUGGGGCUGGAGUGCCCUUCAGGAGAGUUACAAAAGGGUUGCUGCAUUUGCAGCUGGAAAACCCAGGAGGCUUUUUGCAUGAGCUAGCUGGUGUCUGCAAGACCACUCUGUGUGCCAUUGCAAAGAGGCUCUUCUAUGGGAUCCAACCUCCAGGCUUGCCAGAGAAGCCCCCCUUGGAGAAGCGAGCAUCCAGGCCAACACCCUCAGCGGUCGGAAAUGGCCGUGGCUCCACUCAAGUCGACGGAGCGGCAGCAAGUCACGUCAGCUGAGGACACGUCCAUUCUCCAUGACUUCCAUGCUGGCCCGCUCUGCCUUGGGGAACCGUUUCAGUCUCCGGCUUGCUCAUGGAGCCGUGCUCACCACAGGGCUCCAGCGUCCAGGAGAAACAGGACUUUCUCCAUGUGCGUGUUUCUGAAGUCGUGCUCACGCUGCUGACUCCUAACCCAUUACCAGGGUCCAACAACAACGCAAAGUCGGGGUAAAACAGUCCCUGCUCUGUGACCGUCUCUUUACAAAACAAAUCAUUUAGGACACGUUUUCUAGCAACUUCAGGUCCCAGUCAAACUGCAAAGCUUCACCCGUCUGCCAGGUACUCUCAGCAGCCCAAAUAAGGGCCACAUGCAGCCCUUUAAUUCUUUCCAACAGCCACCGACCUCAAAGCCGCCUCCACACCUUUGCUCUGGCUGCUGCCCACAUCCAAUUAACCACACCAUGGCAUAAGGCCAUCCCAGAGAAGCUUCACCACCCCGUGGGCCCUGGGCUUGCCCAGGGACCAUUACCCAACCACAGUGUAGCAGGCUCCAGUCAGGGUGACCCCAGGCUCUGGGCAUGUUCGAUGCAGGCAUCUUGUCCAGUCGUAACCUGCCAGGAAUCGUAGUGCUUCGUUACUCCAAACCUCCACGCUUAACCUCCUGUUCGCCAAAGUGCCCUAUUACUCUCACAGGGCCGAGAUGCAAACGGGCCCUGGCCCGCACAGCCGUUUCCCUACCGGGUGGAGAGCUCUCCCUGACGGCGCCUCUGCCCAGGCAGCUCUUCUCCCUGCUCACCGCGGGCACGAGCAGGAAGGGCCCUGCACUCUGGAGGGUCAGGCCGCCGUACUUACACGAAAGAGGACCUCCACAAACCAGAGCGAGCUGCAGGACAGCGAGCUCGCCCUGCACGGGAUCGCGAGCAACAAGUUGCUCAAACAAAACAGUGAAGUUCAGCAAGGCCCUUCUAAAUGAAUCCCCGUUUUAAAGGAUAAGAAUAAAUGCUCGUGUCAGGUAUCCUGUGCCAUAAAAAUCCUGUGAUAAAAUUGACAGGGUCCCAGAUGGUUCCUUAAAAAGAAGGAAUAAUUUCUCUUCCAUCACAAGCCUCCUGCAAGAAGGGGGAAGAGGCAGGCUGCAGGAAACUGCUGUGGUGAACAGAGGGAUGAAGCAAGAGGAACGGGGAGACAGACGAGUAACAAAAAUGCUGGUGCUCUCAGGCUUAUAUAUUAGUCACGGGGAAAGAAAAAAGAUCAGCUGUGCUACUCCAUGCUCCUCAGCAAACUUUUCUUUUUUUGAAUCAGACCACGAGGAAGCUACAUUUUGCUUCCCAAGAGCGUGAGAGUGAAGGGACUGGAAACAGAAUGACAGACGCUUGGAAAAAUGGGGAGCUUUUAUGUCUGAAGUCCGAGCUCCAAUGCUCUCUGGCUGCUAGCAACGCUGAUAGGAGAGGCCAGCACCUCUCUCAGCACGCUUCACGCCCUGGAUGUCAUCAGCUGGGGCAUGGAGCCAAGAAGCUGGGGACCCCUGUAAUAGGAAGCCAAAAAAAGGCUUAGAAAUAUGCAAUUUUUGCUAGUCUGACAUAUCUCAUGCCAGCUAGAAAAGCAAAAAAAACUGUUUCAGCAUCUAAUUGAAAGCUGUUGGGACUGUUCAUUUUGUAUCUUGGAAAACAGCGAUAUGAUCUCAGAUGGGAAAGCACACUAGGACUGCAGCUUUACAGAGCACAGCCGCUCGGGAACAAGAGGUGGAGUUUUGAUUCAGACCUGCCGAGUCUGUCGGCUGUGAAACGAGAUGCCGCUUGGCCCUUUCUCAGUUUGUUCAAGAACCUAUGGCAGACUUCCAUUCGUACUCCCAGAUCCCUGGUGUGGUACCGAGCGGCCCAAUCCUUUGGGCAAGAUUCCUGAAGGAAGCAGGGGUGUAGGUUUUAGCCGUGUUGGUGUAAGGAAGCAGGGCACUUCUGUGCCACUUGCGUCCACAACUCAGGUCCUCAGCAUCCGUGCUGCCACCGCCGCGUCUCCCAGGGACCCGCACUGGGCCAGAGAGCAUGACGUUGCAGCCUGAGGGUUGGGGCACUCCCCUGGGAACUAGCUCCUGCUCCAGUGAAUAUUCAGGAUUUGAGACCAAGCUGAAGAGUUUCAAGAGGGGAGAGUGGGGCCACACCCAGCCGACCCCUCAGCCCAGAGGCGUGGACGCUCCCUGGGAUGCAGUGCUGCAUUAAAUCCCUGUGCAAAUCAGAUCAGCACUGGGUGGUGGCGCACGAUGGCACAGGCAGCUGCAGCAGCACCUCCUCCGCUGUGCGAGGAAGGCGUGGUGGGGCUUAGUGCUGGUCCCAAAGCACUGAACCCUCUCUGGACUGGGGAUGGAGGUCAGGGCUGCCCUCCUGCCCAGAGGAAGACACCUACCUACCUACCUACCUACGGACCAGGGGGAGCAGAGCACCAACCGCACCCCUCCGCAGCAGUGCCGCUGGCUAGCCUAGGCAGCUGGCUGGCUAACUGCCACCUGUGCAGUGUGGGGAGCCUGGGGCCUGCCGUCUAAUGCGGGCAGCGAGUUGCGCUCAGCAGCCCAGAGCCUCGGACUUGAGCAUCGCAGCGCUGAGUCCAAGCCCGUUGUGGAUCCCGACCGAGUCCACGCGCAGCCGUGUUUGCUUGGCAGACAGGCGCCAGAGGCAGUGGAACCGCUCUGCAAGAGCCGCGCGGAGCAGAAAGACUUCACUCAGCCAGUAAUUACCACAUAGUUUCUAGCGAGAGGUGAAUACAUGGGAACAUCUAGUGCCUUCUUGCUUGAACCUGUUAGAAGAGUUGCUUGGAAAGGUAAUUAAAGCACUGAUAAAAUUCAGGGGAGGGAAUAUUUUGGUGAAAAGCACAUUAACCCUUCGGUCUCCUAGGGCCCAGUGCAGCUGUGGCAGCACGCAGCUCAGUCUGGGCAGUCUGCCUAUGUGCAGGUGAGUUUUGCAGCCCUCCGAACUGCCACGCUGCCAGCGCCCGAACUGUGAGGCACCGGUGACAGCAGUGUGUACGUACCUUCAGUAAAGUCUGUUCUUGGUGGUAAAUAGUGUAAAAACGCUCAUGUAUUUAUUCAUUAUUAAUGGUCUCUGGGUGCAGCCCUGGCAGGAUUUUUGUACCUGUUUAUUAUUUAAUAAAAUUCUGUUUCUAGGGCCAUAUCAGUUCCAAAUUAAGUUCCAAAUUUCGACUGAGCAGAGCUCAAUCAUUCAAGUUGGUGUGGCACUACCACCAGCAGGUCUCCUAUGUCCCGCACUCAGUCUGGGGCUUCAGAUCCUCCCAGAGCCAUGGCAGGAUCCUACGGACAAGCCCAAGCCUGGAAGCCUUGGGGUUCAGAUGCCUCCUAUUCUCACUUGCCCCGAGCCAAAAGAUUGAAGGGCAAGCGAGGGGGAAAGCCCACACACAAUCCCGCAUCUACCAUAGACUCUGCCUGCAUUACCGGUCUAUGCUCAUGCUUGGUGACGCAGACAUGCCCCUGCAUCCUUGGUAGAUGGCAUCUCGGCUCCUGCUAGCCACACUGAUGGAAAUCUUGUAGCCCCACCUCUGCCACUGUGUAGGGAAGGUUAGCUUUCCAGGGGACUUUGCAUUUAGCCAGAAGUCAUACAAAGCAGAGGAAUGACAAAAUGCAUCACCUGCCUUUCUUCUCAAGCAUGCAGUUGGACAUUACUGUAGUGCCAGAUAGGGAGAGGAAAUGCGGUUCAGUAACUCCGCGCUGGCAUUCACUCGGUAGUAAUCACUGACUGUGCACCCCCAGCACGGGUCCGCUCCCUUACGCCUUGUUCUGGUGCAAAGCCAGGCCCAGCGGUGCUCUGGGCUCUGUCCCACCCCUUCGCUGCUCUCCGCAGAGCUUUUUUUUAAUCCGGGCAGUGCCUCUGAUCUCUUUCUAACCUCACGAGAUCAGUUUGGCUCCUCGGAGUUCACGAAACAAGCAGCUCUCAGUUCUGGAUGGGUGCCUAUCGGGGUGUCCUGGGCCACUUCCCUGGCAGGGGAGGGAGCAGGACACUUUCCUGCUUAUCUUUUCUGUCUUAAGUUGUAGGAAUUUCAUUUUUCUAAAAUGCUUAGCACCAUCAACAUGAAAUCAAGCCAGUUUCCAAAACGGGGUUAACAUAGACCUUUGCCAUGUUGCACCUGUUCUUGAGAGCCUCUGCUUAUUUUAUCUUUUGAAAAUGUCUUCUGAGGUUUUCAAUUUGUUUGAAUGUCCUUCUGCUGCAUGAAGCAACCAUACAAGCACCAGAUCAACUGAAAAGAUCAUGUGGGGCAAGAAGGGAACAUGACUACAACUGGGACCCGCGCACGGUACACAUGCUGAAGGGAAGGGACAAAAAACACGCAUUUCUCUUAUUCUUCCAGACACACUGAUCCCAGACCUGGCCUCCAAAAGCAGUAGUUAAGAAUGAUAUGAUACCGAAGUGCAGUUGAUCGUUUUUCUUGUUAACCACCCUCCUUACAACCUGAGGCUACUUCUUUUCCCAGAAUUAUGCCAGGACUUUCAGCCUGGUCACCUUCCACAGAAACAUGGACAUGCCUAUAGUAGAGCUAGCCAUCCCUCCAACGUGCAGGACACCCGGAGCGGUGGGGUCCUUCCUCUCUUCUGUGGCUUCAGCAGUAAGUCGAUGUCUGACACCAAAUCCCUCCCCAUGCGGCCUCCUAGGAACUCCCUCUGCCAUGCUGGCAAUUUAGCAUCUGAGAGCAGUUCAACCUGAGGGCAUCCCUCCAGGUGCGACACUCCUGUCUCUCCAGUACUUGUGUAGACAAAUCAAAACUAAUCGUCGAGCAGGAAUUUGUGUGGAAUCUCACCCCCAUGGCCUUUGGCCCACCCUCCCUAACAUCUGCUUCAAAGGAGGCAGCAGCCCUUCAGGGCUUUAACCAGGGUUGACGCUGGAAAGUAGCAUGUUCAUUUAAGUACUCUAGAUCACUUAAGUCAAUGCAUCUCGUGUUCUGGGGAUAGCAAUGCGGGUAUUCUUCUGCUUCCAAGGCUGGUUUUCCAUGUACCUUUGUCUUACUAUCCCACUGUUGGGGAAAAACAGAGAUUGUAUUAUUUAAGGAGAUAUUAAAAUAUAAGAAAGUG